This is a messenger RNA of Gambusia affinis (western mosquitofish), 923 nucleotides long. RefSeq lists its product as uncharacterized. The record is from RefSeq and is a predicted model, not a curated record. The coding region runs from base 27 to 680 and encodes 217 amino acids. The transcript has 7 exons. Lineage: Eukaryota; Metazoa; Chordata; Actinopteri; Cyprinodontiformes; Poeciliidae.
GCAAAAUUUCUAAAUUGCUUCUGGCAAUGGAAAGGGGGACUUUGGCAAAUCUGCAAGGCAAAACACUGGAGGAGAUUGAAAUUGAAGAUGAGUUGGAACUGACUGACACUGAAAGUGGACAAAGUGAGGUUGAUUGUGACCCAUCCCCACUUGUAAAUGAUACUCAAUGCUCUACAAAUCAAGAAUCUAAUGAAUCUUCUGGUGAUGGUUUAGGAGAAGAGACAUCACAAGGGAGAACAUCCUCUAUGCCAUCUGCUGAGAAGCCUUCAGGCACAGCAAAAUAUAUGACUACCUUAACAACCCUCACCCCACCUCACGGAUGCAGAAAACCUCAAUCUCCUGUUGAAUUACCUGGGACCUCUUCUGGAAAGGGAACGGAGAUUAUUGCACCACCAACUGAAAAACCCCCAGAACCACAAGAUGAUUAUCCUGAAAAGGACCAUCCUCAGAGAAAUCAAAAACGGCCCUGGUCUCCUACAGAAAUUGCAGCGGUGUUGAAACAUUUUCAGAAACACAUUGACACUGGGAAGCUGGCAAGUUUUGUUGAAAUUCAACAGUGUCAACAGGCAGAACAUCCUGCUUUAAUAAAUCGCUCACUUCGGAACAUAAGAGACUUUGUUAGAAAUCGUGGUGUGUCCAAAAAGAAAAAAGAAAAAGCUAAAAAGUCAGAUAAAUCUUGAGCCAAGAUGCUCUAAACAAAACCUUAAGAACUUUCAAGCAUGCUUUUGUUUAAAAAAAUAAAAACCCAGAAAUUCAACUCUUAGGUGAGUAUAAACGGCUCAUUAUAUUAGAGAUUAUGUGCUGUUAAAAGUAACAUUUAAAGGAGAAGGUGUUUUGUUUUUAAGCUUCACCUUUUUUUGGUUUUGUUUGCUUGUUUAUUUUUGGAGUUGUUUUCUAUAAUGUGCUCUGAUUUCUAAGUUGGU